AUGGCCUCUUCUUCCGACAAAAAUAGUGAUUCUCAAAAAUCAGACAAAGAUCGAGAUGAAAACGAGGGUAAAAAAUUAGGGCAAAAUAAAAUUCCGAGGCCAAAUUUAAAGACGAAGAAGAAAAGGGAACGCGACGAGCAAACUGAGACCAAAAGAAAGAAAUCAUGGGUGUGGAAGCAUUUUGAAGUAGUGAAAAAGCCACUGAUGAGCAGAAACGACGAGGGGGUACUUGUCCAAGUUGGAUUAACCAACCGAGCUAAAUGCAGGUACUGUGAUUCUGACUUGGCUUGUAAUUCAACUAGAAAUGGAACUAGCACACUUCAAAAGCAUUUAGAACUGCAUUGUGAUGGUUAUCCUGGUAGUGCAAGAAAUAUUGAUUCUGGGGACCAAGGGCAAGGGGCUGAAAUUAUUAGAAGAAAGAAAGAUAAAGGAGUGAGAGGGAAAAAAGUGGGGCCUCCAACUGAUGAUGAUUGGGAUAAAGCUGUUGCAUUUGUCAAGUUUUUGAGAGUGUUUUUUGAUGUCACUUUGAAUGUUAGUGCUUCAAGCAAACCUACUGCUCACAAGGCAUUUCAUGAUAUUGUUUCAAUUAAAUGUGAGAUUGAAGAGAUUUUUGAUGCACCAAUCACAAACCACAGCACAGAUUAUGAGAAAACAUUGUUCAACAUGUCAGUCCAAAUGAGGAGCAAGUACAACAAGUACUUUGAUUCACUAGAUGAUGUGAAUCAGUUCCUGCUUGUUGCUUUGGUGUUAGACCCCAGAUUCAAGCUAAGAUAUUUCACUAGGGUUCUUGAGAGGAUGCUGAAUUAUGAUGCAUUUACUGUAAAAGUAAGUACUGAAACUUUGAAAGACUUGAUUGUUACUCUCACUGACUUGUAUGCUUCAAUGAAUGGUGUUCAAAGUUCUAGCACAAAAAAGGCAGAUGGUGAUGAAACUGGGAGUGGAAGCAGUUGUUCUUUAAACAAGCUGACAGGAAAGAAAGCAAAAAUGAUGGAAGAUUGGACAAAAGACCUUGAAGAUGUUGAUGCUGUUGUGGUUGCUCAUGAGGUAGACAGAUACCUACUUGAUCCAAUUGAGAAACCAGGUCCAGGAGUUGAUUUUAAUAUUUUGUCAUGGUGGAAGCUAAUGGGAGGUAAGUAUCCUAAUUUGCAAGCACUUGCUAAAGAUGUCCUAGCCAUUCAAGUUAGUACUGUUGCUUCUGAGUCAAGUUUUAGCACUGGGAAAAGAGUUAUUGAUCCUCAUAGGAGUUCAUUAACUCCUAGAUCAGUGGAAGCACUGAUUAGUCUUCAAAGUUGGCUUAAGUCUGAUUCCAUCACAACCCUUGCAUACACUCCUACCCCAGAUGAAAUUGAAUGGUUUGAAAAAACUGAACAAGAAUUGGACCAAGAGGAGAGAGAGCAUAGAGAGAAGUUAUUGAAACAAAAGGAAAUGGAGUUGAUUGAGAAGAAAAAUAAAGCUGCAAAAGCCUCCAAAUGCUCUGAUGCUGGAACAUCUUCCAAAAAGAAAAUUUGA
Molecule: messenger RNA, 1509 nt
Organism: Striga hermonthica
Lineage: Eukaryota; Viridiplantae; Streptophyta; Magnoliopsida; Lamiales; Orobanchaceae
Source: the annotation of a GenBank genome assembly